Molecule: messenger RNA, 1695 nt
Organism: Echinops telfairi (small Madagascar hedgehog)
Lineage: Eukaryota; Metazoa; Chordata; Mammalia; Afrosoricida; Tenrecidae
Gene: MORN4
Product: MORN repeat containing 4
Exons: 6
Coding region: 145-585 (146 amino acids)
Source: RefSeq, a predicted model, not a curated record
AGCCGGACGGAGCCGCGGGGGCUCCGCGCCGACGCGCGACGGUCACCCCGAAAGGCAGAGCCCAGGAAAAUCUUUGGACUGAUCCUUUGCCAGCCAUCAAGAGUACAGACACGUUUCCACCCUUCCCUCCUGUAAGCUGCCACCAUGACGCUGACCCGAGGGUCCUUCACCUACUCCAGUGGGGAGGAGUACCGUGGCGAAUGGAAGGAGGGCCGUAGGCAUGGCUUUGGUCAACUGCUGUUUGCAGACGGUGGCACCUACCUGGGCCAUUUUGAGAACGGGCUGUUUAAUGGCUUCGGGGUCCUGACCUUCUCAGACGGCUCAAGGUAUGAGGGGGAGUUUGCCCAGGGCAAGUUUAAUGGUGUCGGGGUCUUCAUUCGGCACGACAACAUGACCUUUGAAGGGGAAUUCAAAAACGGCAGAGUGGAUGGUUUCGGGCUGCUGACUUUCCCUGACGGCUCUCACGGGGUCCCCCGCAAUGAGGGCCUGUUUGAGAACAAUAAGCUGCUGCGCCGCGAGAAGUGCUCAGGGGUGGUCCAGCGGGCGCAGGGAGCCUCCAAGUCAGCCCGGAGCCUCGCCGCCUGACGGGCCCGGGCAAAGCAAAGACCCCAGAGGUUCCCUGGACCGGUGGACCGACCCGUGGACUGGCAGCCCUGUGAUGUGGGUGCCCCAUCACCUGCCGAUCAGGAAGUCGCUGCACACACACAAGAGCCGAGGAGCCUGGCCCGGAGAGCCGGCAGCCCAUUCCCAGUUCUGCUCCUCCCUCUGUAAGUAGCCCGGAUGUGCGUGUGUAAACGACAGAGGAGCCUCCUGCUCUCACUUGUUGGUCCCCCUGUGUCCCCCAAACCUUGGGUUACCCAGGGUGGGCCCGCUGCUGCCUCCACGUCGUCAUCUGCCCUGUUGUGCCGAAGGUCUUCACCCUGCCCACAUUAGGGGCAGAGAGAGGGUCCUGACUCCUACUUAGGGCCAGUGCUUUGGGCUGCCCUGGAGAAGUAAUAGAAAGAGAGGGUGGGAGUGGGGGUAACUCGGUACCCCACGGUGAAGUCCCCAGUCAGAGCUGCCCAGUCUGGAGGCCCUCCUGCACUGCUGGUGGGGAUCCUGGCUCCACGCUCUCUACCUCGUCUGCAGCACUGGUGCUCGUCUGCGUCUGCACCUGGGGAGGGCUCAGUAGAGUGCAGUUUCCUCUCCACCCACUGUACAAGCCACCUUCCUUACCCGAGUUCCAGCAGAGAACCCCCAGCCCGCCCUCUCUCCCUCCUUCGACAUAGCAGGGUCCCUUUACAGGAUGUCCAUAUCUUUCCAACGCUAGGGGAAGGCCACUCCAGGCCGCGCCUUGGGAAGGGCUUGGCCUCAUGCAGUUCCUUCCUGGGCGUCCAGCAAGUCAUACCAACCUCAGCUCCCUGAGAUUUAGGUAGAGCUGGCCCAUCCUGAGCCUGCCGUGAACUCGGAGGGCCCCCAGCUCACUGCAUCCUCCCCUCGAGCCCUGGCCAUCAGGCCCGGGGACCCAAUCUCUAUCAGUAGAGUCCCCUCACGUGGCGUCUCAGGACCUGUGGUUACGUGGUGACCAGACCUGCCCCCUCGCCCCUGUAGCCUCACUCUGAACGUCUCUUCAGCCGUUGUGGUGGAACUCAGUCAUGUGCCUCUGUGUAACCUCCGAGCUGUACUGCUGGUGUGGAAUAAACGAGUCUCAGACCA